Molecule: messenger RNA, 2573 nt
Organism: Heterotrigona itama
Lineage: Eukaryota; Metazoa; Arthropoda; Insecta; Hymenoptera; Apidae
Source: the annotation of a GenBank genome assembly
CAUCGAUGUGCGUUUAAAUAUAUACCUAUAAAAAUAUAUGUGUAUAUAUAAAAGUUAAAUGGAAGAUUUUUGAUAUCAUGCAUUGUUUAUUGUACAAAUAUUGUAAUAUUACUAUAGAACAAUUCCAGUAUAUCUCUCAAAAACACUUGCAGAUAAAUUAUUUGUUUUUCAAUACCCCGUUCGUCCUUCUGGAGAAGGUUAUGACAAUGCUAAUUUCUUAAAAAGUUCAAUAAAACCAGAGAAUCAGGAAGUUCGCAUAGAAGUAUCAAUUGAUAUACAUAAUGUCAAUUAUGAUAAAAGUAAGGGCGAACAAAUUGCAAUUAAUGCUGAUGGCGAUGGAAACACUAGUCAAGAAGAUGAUGAAAAGGCAUUUGAUAGUAAUAUUAUGGAUAAAGUAGUAUUACAAUCUUCUCGCGUAUUGCCAAAUUGCUCCAAUUAUGGAGUUGGCAUAUUUCAAGAUGGGGAGUUACAUAUAACACCACUAAAGGGAAUUAUUCAGUUACGUCCAGGGUUCGAUUAUUUAGAUAAGAGUGAUAAACGUUUAAGAGAUGAAGCUAAAAAUAUGGGUGAAGAUUAUGAUGAGGAAGAUGAAGGUCCAAAACAAGUUAAUGUAACUUUUGCUAGACAGAAGCCUGAAUAUAUGAAAAAGAUGCAAGAACAAUCUUUUCAGCAUCAUACUAAAAAAAGUUUAGAAGAAAGAUGGAUUCAUACAAAUUAUGUCCCAGCAAAUGGUUCUCAAGCAGAGCUUACUCGUUUAGAAAUGUUUUGUUCUGCUACUGAUGAAACUAUAAAUACAUUAAAUAUAUCAACAAAACAAUAUUUAGAUUUAUUAGUACCAAAAAUAAAAGAAGAAUCAGUAUCAGAUUUUGCCAACUCCACUUCAUCUCUCAAUUAUAUUAGGAGUUUACCUCUUCUUGAUCAAGUUAAAACAUUCAUGAAAGAUGCCAAAGUAAUGUCCUUUGCGCAAUUGAGAUCAAUUUUAUCACCAGAUCAAGAAGUAGCAGCUAUUUUAAAAUAUUUGCAACAAGUAGCAAUUUUAGUACAGGGAAAUUGGGUUGUAAGUAGUGAACUUCUAUACCCAAAAGAUACAGUAUCAUCACAUAAUGGUAUUCCUGCUGAACUUAUGUGCAGAGCUAGGGAUUAUGUUUUGUUAUCAUUCACAGAACAUGAAUUCCUAGAUCGAAAAACAAUUUCAUCUGUUAUUAAGUUGCCUCCUGAUGAAAUUAAAGAAAUCUUCACAAAUUUAGCAGUAUAUGAAACACAAAAAGGAUGGCGUUUAGUCAUUCCACCUACUAAAGAAUUUACUGAAAGAUAUCCUGAAAUUGCACAAAGACAAGAAAUAUUUUGGGAGGCAAAACGGAAACAUCUUCGCGAAGCUAUGGAAGUUCAUAAUCAAAUUCCACAACGUCAAAGGCGGAAAUCAAACAGAGAAUCUGUUGGAUCUGAAAAUGAAGAGAGAAACGUGGGACGCGGAAGAAAAACAUUAAGAGAUUCUUCAAUGUCUGAUAAUGAUAGUGUAAUAGAACCUGUGAAACAUAAAAAAACUAUUCGAUCCCGCAAAGUAUCCGAAACCACGUGACCAAAGUUGUGAUGUGUGAUUAAUAUUGUAUAAUACUGUUGAUUGCAGAACGUUCAUCUGAAUCAUGUUAUUACAACAUAUUUCUUUAGAUUCACUGCCCAAAUUUUAUUUUCUAGUCUCAAUUGACAACAAUUGACAAUACAGAGUCCAAGAAUAUAACUAUAACUUGUAAAGAAAAAUUAUACACUUUGUUGUUUCAUUUAAAAUGUAUAUCUUUGGUUUCUGUAUGGCGAUUUGUUGGCAACUGUUACAUUGUGAAAUACUAAUGUGGUAUCAUAGCAAGAUUGUAAAGAUAUUUAUUUAUUUCCAAUAGUUUCAACACAUCGUUGAUCAAUGAAAUUGUCUGAGAAAUGAUUGAUGUUACGUCCCAGGUGGAAUUUAUAGAGUAUCAGGUAUCCCCCUGAGGCUCCAGAGGGAUCAUGUCAAUAGAGAAAAGUGAGAUUAAAGGAGUGUAUGUUUUGUCUCGAUAUCGCCAGCCUUCUACCUUAGAAGCUUGGGUGAGAUCUCCAAGACUGGCACUGGAGCAGCACCCAUUCUAGAAAGUUGGUCCGCAAAUUGUACGCUUAUCUAACGAUCGUCAUCGAUCCAUCGGUUAGCUGCAACCUGUUGAAGAUAGCGAGGAUUCGACAUCAGGUGGAGCAAUUAUCUCCAUUCUGACUGGAAAAGAGCAACUUAAGAUUGCAAUGAGACAGUAGAAAUUGAAUCGCGAAAGACGUCGGAACGCUAGAACGCCUUGACAUCACAACUGAUAUUUUUUAUUUUAUCAAAAAUAUUUUUACGAAUAAAGAAUAUGAUAAGAAAUAUUAUUAUGAAUAAUAUUAGAUAAACAUCUAAAUAUAUAAUAUCAAUUGAAUGAAAUAUGUACUCUAUUUAUUAUUAUAACAUUCAAUAUGUACAUAUUUGUAGUUAGAAAAACAUAUUCAUGAAUUUCUCGUCUGUCCUAUCUAUUUUAGUUUACUAUUUAGGCAAUAUUGUACAAAAUAUUAAUUUUUUU